Molecule: messenger RNA, 2175 nt
Organism: Danaus chrysippus (African queen)
Lineage: Eukaryota; Metazoa; Arthropoda; Insecta; Lepidoptera; Nymphalidae
Source: the annotation of a GenBank genome assembly
AUGAACGAUUACUCUUCUUUUAUAGACAAACACAAAAUAAUUAACGCUGAACCCACAGCAUGCUAUGUAUCAGAGUUUAUAACUCCAGAUGAAGAAAAAUACAUAUUAAAUAACAUUUAUGCUGCUCCCAAACCAAAAUGGACUCAGCUGUCCAAUAGAAGAUUACAAAAUUGGGGUGGAAUUCCACAUAACAAAGGAAUGAUAGCCGAAGAUAUAACAGGAUGGCUGCAAACAUAUUUGGAUAAAAUACAUUCACUAAAUUUAAUGGAGGGAAAUAAGCCUAACCAUGUUUUAGUUAAUGAGUAUCUGCCGGAGCAAGGAAUAUUACCUCAUUUAGAUGGAUUCCUAUUUUAUCCCACGAUUACGACUAUAUCUGUUGGAUCUCAUACAGUAUUAAAGUUUUUUGAACCGUCCGAUAAUGAUUCAUUGAAUCAUGUAUUCUCCUUGUUGUUGGAACCGAGAAGUCUAUUGAUAUUGCAAGAUGAAAUGUUCAAACGUUACUUACAUGGCAUAGAAGAAGUAAAUGAAGAUAUUAUAGAUGACUCUAUUGUUAAUAUAAAUAUGUGUUCAGAUCAAUAUGUAAAAGGCACAACGGUAGCUCGUGGAACAAGAGUGUCUUCAGUCUCAGAAGAUUCACUCAAGUGUGGGAAGAAACCUGAUGAAGCUAAGCAGAGCAGUCACAGUAAUGAACAAUCAGACAACAAAAAGGGUUUGGUGCUUGGCGUAUAUGAAGAGGGAGAAAAGUUUGAAUUAACAUCAGUCGCUGAGGAAAUAAACCAGAAGAGUGGCGGCAAGAUAUGCAAGCAUUUGAACGAAAUCUCAUGUCACCUGAAACUUGGCAAAGCAUUCGUGGUGACGGAUAUUUUAGAGGAGUUUGGACCGGUGGCCAUAGCGUCCCUCGGCAAGAAGAGUCCAGGGUACAAUGAAUUGGAGAUGUUGGAUGAAACCAGGGAAAAUCUCCGCGUGGGUGUGGGUGUAGGAGUUCGUGAGUUGGUGAACAGAGGUUGUGAUCGUGUUUACGUGGAUGGAGGAACAGAACCUGACGCUGCUGCUGAGGCCGCUCAUCUUGCUGCUUGGAGGUUUGAGGAGUUCAAAUCGUCAGGGUCGAAGUCUGUCAAGACGGAUGUGUUCCUUCAAGGGUCGGGCGAGGAGCUGUGGAAACGCGGCACGAUAUUCGGCUCCGGACAAAACUGGGCCAGACACCUCACAGACAUGCCUCCAAAUAAGAUGACGCCCGUUGACUUCGCACAGGCGGUGCUAGACAUGUUAUGUCCCCUGGGUGUGCGCGUGACCGCUCACGAUCCUUCCUGGAUUGAAGCCCAGCAUAUGGAGGCGCUCCUCUCCGUGGCCCGCGGUUCCUGUGAGCCGGCCGUGUUCCUCGAGUGCGAGUACCGGGCGGGAGGAAACCGGCCGCCUGUACUGCUGGCCGCCAAGGGGAUCACCUUCGACAGUGGAGGUUUAUGUCUGAAGAAAGCGGAUGAAUUGCGUGAGAACCCGGACAGUCGCGCGGGGGCCGCGGCUACUGUUGGAGCUCUGAAGAUACUCGCUGAGAUGAAGGUGCCUAUUAAUGUAGUGGCCGUGAUCCCGCUGUGUGAGAGUAUGGUCAGCGGCAGCUGUAUGAAGGUUGGAGACGUGUUGAGGGCUCUCAACGGACUUACCAUGCAGGUGGAAUGCACGGCUCAAGCGGGUCGCCUCACUCUAGCAGACGCACUUGUCUAUGGUCAAGCUAAGCAUAGACCAUCGCUUGUUAUAGAUCUUGCAUCAUUAACUAAGGGAGUGCAGCUAGCUACAGGCAGCGCAGCUUUCGGUGUGUUUAGUUCAAGCGGUGAGGCGUGGACAGCGUUGGCUCAAUCCGCGGCUCGAGCUGGUGAUAGAGGCUGGAGACUUCCACUGUGGACCUACUACAGAACUAUGAUUGAUGAUGAUCCUUCCGUGGACUUGAGGAACAGGGGCCCAGGGACGGCUGCUCCGUGUGUGGGAGCCGCUUUUCUUAAGAACUUCGUAUGUGCUCCUUGGCUUCACCUGGACGUGUCGGGUGUGUCCCGGGGCGGGACUCCAUACUUACCCGCGCCCCGGGCCGCCGGUCGACCUGCUAGGACACUCGCUGAAUUCCUUACAGCCGCUGGUACAGCAAGCGCAAAUGUCAAGGACUCUGACUCACCAGCUACAUCUUAA